AUGUCUGGUCGUCAUGGCCCUUAUGCCUUGGGCGACACACGUGCUACAAUGGUUAACACAAAGGGAUGCCAACCCGCGAGGGGGAGCCAAGCCCAAAAAAUUAACCUCAGUUCGGAUUGGAGGCUGCAACUCGCCUCCAUGAAGUUGGAAUUGCUAGUAAUCGCAAAUCAGCCAUGUUGCGGUGAAUACGUUCUCGAGUCUUGUACACACCGCCCGUCAAAUCACGAAAGUCG
Molecule: messenger RNA, 233 nt
Organism: Ambispora leptoticha
Lineage: Eukaryota; Fungi; Glomeromycota; Glomeromycetes; Archaeosporales; Ambisporaceae
Source: the annotation of a GenBank genome assembly